AUGCAAAUUUCAAUAACAUCUGCAGGUGGUAUUUUGUCUUUGUUGGAUGAACAAAACGAAAAUUCAAAAAUAUAUGCAUUGAAUAAAUUAAACACAUUAGUUGAUGUAUUUUGGGCUGAAAUUGCCGAUUCAGUUGCAAAAGUUGAAUCGUUGUAUGAAGAAGAAACGUUUAAACAUCGAGAAUUGGCCGCACUCGUUUCGUCUAAAGUUUAUUAUCAUCUUGGCUCAUUUGACAAUGCUUUAUCUUAUGCACUUGGUGCUGGAAGCUUGUUUAAUGUUAAUGAUAAAACAGAAUAUGUAGAAACAAUUAUUUCUCAUUGUAUCGAUAAAUACACAAAGUUUCAAGUGGAAAAAUUUCAAAAUGAACAAUCAUCCAUGCAUGUUGAUCAACGUCUAGAAAAUAUUGUCAAUAGAAUGUUUCAACGGUGUUUCGAUGAUAAAAAAUAUAAACAAGCAAUUGGUAUCGCACUUGAAACGCGGCGAAUCGAUAUAUUUGAAAAAGCAAUUAAAGAAUCAAGUAAUACUAAUGAUAUAUUAUCUUACGCAUUUAAAAUUACUAUGCAAUUAUUACAAAAUCGAAAAUUUCGUACGGUUGUAUUGCAGACAUUAGUGAAAUUAUACUUAAAUCUUCACGUACCGGAUUUUAUUAAUGUUUGUCAAUGUUUAAUAUUUUUGGAUGAUCCCGAUGCUGUCGCUGAUAUUUUACAAAAGUUAGUACGAGGUACAACCGAUCAAAUGUUAAUGGCUUAUCAAAUUGGUUUUGAUUUAUAUGAGAGUGCCACACAACAAUUUUUAAAUAAAAUUCAAGAUUCAUUAAGAGUACAAGCACCAAUUCCAAUUAUUGUUGAGAAAAAAGACGAACAACAAAUAUCGUCUACCUCAAAUCAAACCGAAGCCAUGGAAACAAAUCAAGAUGAACGAGUAACAUCUCCAACAACGGCAAAAGAUGCGGGUACAUCUAUGAUACAACCUACGAAAGACCCAAAAACACUUCAACAAGAACAUAAAGAAAAAGUGGAUAGUUUGCCUCAAGAGCAAAAACAGCUCCAAGAACGUAUAGAAAAAAUGCUAAUAAUUUUAAGUGGUGAUAUAACAAUUGGCUUACAUAUGCAAUUUUUAAUUAAAAAUAACCAUGCUGAUCUUCUUAUUCUCAAACAAGUUAAAGAUGCAGUUCGAAAUUCCAUAUGUCAUACAGCAACAGUGAUAGCUAAUGGAUAUAUGCUUUGUGGAACAACAAGUGAUCAAUUUUUCAGAGAUAAUCUUGAAUGGUUGGCACGAGCAACGAAUUGGGCUAAGUUCACAGCAGCAGCAAGUUUGGGUGUUAUCCAUAAGGGUCAUAUUAAAGAAGCAUUGAAUUUAAUGAGUGCCUAUUUGCCAAAAGACUCGAUGGGUAAUUCUCCAUUUGCUGAAGGCGGUGGUCUCUAUGCACUUGGCUUGAUUCAUGCUAAUCAUGGCGGAGACAUUAUGGACUAUCUAUUAAACCAAUUACGUUCGACACAAGCACCUCAGACAGAUACUGUUCGACAUGGUGCAUGUUUGGGAUUGGGUUUAGCUGCAAUGGGCACAGCACGUAGUGAUAUCUAUGAAUUAUUGAAAACAAAUUUAUUCUUAGAAGAUGCUGUGACGGGGGAAGCUGCUGGUAUCGCCAUGGGUUUAGUUAUGCUAGGCACUGGGUCAGCCCAAGCUAUUGACGAUAUGGUUCAAUAUGCUCAAGAGACGCAACAUGAAAAAAUUUUACGUGGUUUAGCAAUUGGCAUUGCUCUUGUUCAGUAUGGUCGUUUAGAAGAAGCUGAUGAGCUCAUUGAAAAAUUAAAUCAGGAUAAAGAUCCAAUUCUAAGACGUUCAGCAAUGUAUACUGUUGGCAUGGCUUAUUGUGGAACGGGAAAUAAUACAGCUAUUCGUAAAUUAUUGCAUGUAGCGGUCAGUGAUGUUAAUAACGAUGUGAGACGAUCCGCCGUUGAAUCACUUGGAUUUCUAAUGUUUCGUAAAUUUUUGGAAAGAAAAUUUGGAAAAUCAGCUCGUAUACCACAAUGUUGA
Molecule: messenger RNA, 2037 nt
Organism: Didymodactylos carnosus
Lineage: Eukaryota; Metazoa; Rotifera; Eurotatoria; Philodinida; Philodinidae
Source: the annotation of a GenBank genome assembly